AACGAGUUGGGCGAGGUGCGGAUCAUCGUCUGGAGGUCGAUGCUGGCGUCGGACAGCGGCGAGAUGGACAGAGCCCGUUUCCUGCUCAGCCGGGGCGUCAGUCUGGGACUGGAGAACCGAGACACUGUGGACACACAGAGAAGGAGAAACACGUGCAGCGUCGCUGACCUUCAUCUGACUGAGCCAACGAGCGUCCAGCCUCGCUCGCCCUCGUCGUAGUUUUCACGUCCACGUAAUUACAACCUGGUGUGUCACGUCUGCGAGCUGCCGGAUGAACGAAGACAAGGCGGAUAAAAAAGAAAAAGAUGGAGGGAGUGGAGCGAGAGAGGGCGGCCCCAUCACUCUGCAUCUUUGUCAGCCUCUGAAGCUCCGCGUCGUCCUCGCCUUCUUUUACUCUGGAGUGAGGCUGCUGUGGCUCCACACUGACUUCCUCCUGGGAUGGACCCAGAAACAUCAGAAGGAAGCGGCGAGAAAAUCCCACGACUGAAACUCAAAGCAGAGCAGAGGGAGAGAGGAUGUUCAAUAUCCUGUGGCUGAGCUGCUCCUCCUGCCCUCGACAACAACUAACAGAUGUGACAACUGUGGGAAAGAAGAGAAUGUCCCCUCAGAGUGCUGGAGGAGGAGGAGUCAGCUGAGGCCACGCCCUCGUUUCACCAACCUCCGCUGACCCUCAGCUGAAGUGAAGAUACAGUUGGCAGCGGUUUGUGGUCGCGGGUUAACGAGAGUCAGCAGAAUCUCCACAGUGGUCGACCGCAGUCAGUCAACGAUCAGUUCCUCCGGGUCCUUCUGAGUCCUUCCUGGUUUCUCCUGGUUCCUCUUGGUCCAGGUUCCUGCAGGUUCCUCCAGGUUCCUCCUGGUUUCUCCUGGUUUCUCCUGGUUUCUCCUGGUUUCUCCUGGUUCUGGUCUGCAGUAGUGGGUCUGCGCUGUGAGCUGUUGGACUGACGUAGACCAGAAUCAUGGCGUCCGGUAAGAACAAGAACCAGACGUCCCUGGUUCUUCAUAAGGUGAUCAUGGUGGGCAGUGGCGGCGUGGGAAAGUCCGCCCUCACGCUGCAGUUCAUGUACGACGAGUUCGUGGAAGACUACGAGCCGACCAAGGCCGACAGCUACAGGAAGAAGGUGGUGCUGGACGGGGAGGACGUCCAGAUCGACAUCCUGGACACGGCGGGACAGGAGGACUACGCUGCCAUCAGGGACAACUACUUCCGCAGUGGAGAAGGUUUCCUGCUGGUCUUCUCCAUCACAGAGCACGAGUCCUUCACCGCCACAUCCGAGUUCAGGGAGCAGAUCCUGCGGGUGAAGGAGGAGGAGGCGAUCCCUCUGCUCGUCGUGGGGAACAAGUCGGAUCUGGAGGAGCGGCGGCAGGUGUCCGCGGACGAGGCCACUGGGAAGGCCGGCGAGUGGGGCGUCCAGUACGUAGAGACGUCCGCUAAGACGAGAGCUAACGUCGACAAGGUGUUCUUCGACCUCAUGAGGGAGGUGCGCAAGAAGAAAAUGGCCGAGAGCAAAGACAAGAACGGACCCAGCGGCAAGAAGAAGAAGAAGCGCUGCUGCAUCCUGUGACCUGGAGCCACUGAGAGAAGAAGGUGGAGGAGGAGGUGGUUACCAUGACAACACGAGACGGAGACCAGUCUGACCUUUAGGCUUCAGCUGCGGGAGAGAACGGUGACCUCUGACCUCACUCGUAUGUUAUGUUCAAAUCUUUAAAAGGAACGUGAUGAUGAUGAUGACGUCAUCGUUUCACCACAGGUUGAUGUGAUCUCACCUGAGCUCGUAUCAGAUGACGACGACAAACAGGUGCAGCUGGUCUGACCUGCCCCGUCACACACACACACACACACACAGAUAUGAUUUAUCACCUAACGUUUUAUAAUCUAAUGUAAACAAACAUUAUGUGUUAACUCUUGUACAAAAAAAUGUACAUUCUAAAGAAAGUAAUGAAAAUAAAUAAGCAUGUAAAUCACAAUUUAAACGUUUUCACUAAAAUAGUAAAUAUAACGUAGCUCAUUCUCAGUUUAAUCUGUAAUCUAUGGAUCUAUUUUGAUGAAAAUCUCAGUUUUAAUAAAGACACACGCAGCUCCAUACAGUAAUGAAAUGUCAACAGUUUUGGUUUUGUAGUUCUUUAAAUAUAAUAUAUAUAUAGUUAUGUAUCAAAAAACUUUAUACGUGAUGUCUUAAUUUUAACGGUCAAAUAGGUUUUUUUGCAGCUCCAGGUUGACUUUAUUUGGGUGGAGAGGGGACAAAAAUGGCUCUUACUGUCAUAGACGUACAGUAUUUAAUGUGUCAGUCAUUUUCAAAGCUGAAGGGACACUAGGAGGCGCUAUCAUUUGAUGACAUACAGAGGGAAAAAAGUAAGUGUUAAAUUUCUGAAAGACACUGUUCACCAUCUGCAGAAAACUCAUGUUAAGAUAAAAACUUUAGUGCAGGUUUAUGGAGUUUAAAACAAAAUUAUCAAAGAAAAUGUCAAUAUUUUCAAUGAUGUGAUUUUAUUUUUGGUAAACUAUAAGCUCACUCAAGUUUAGGUCCCAUGCUUGUUUUUAACUGACUCCUUUUCUUUGUUUAGGUUUACUUUGACUGUGUGUGUGUCAGCUUUGCAGGCAGCUAAACCUCUUACAGUAAUACACCUGCUGCUGAGUGGACACCUCAGUGCUGCAGAGCCUGUUGCCCGGGGCGAUGGAGGAGAUGUUUCUCCUGCUCCUCUGAACCUUCACCUCGUCACGUCCUGAAGACGAGCAGAAGCAUCAGCAGAAACAACAUCAG
Solea solea (common sole) is the source of this 2759-nucleotide messenger RNA. RefSeq names its product ras-related protein ralB-B-like. NCBI's taxonomy places the organism in Eukaryota, Metazoa, Chordata, Actinopteri, Pleuronectiformes, Soleidae. Bases 957 to 1562 code for a protein of 201 amino acids. Gene Ontology annotation, molecular function: GTPase activity; GTP binding; GDP binding. The transcript is spliced from 13 exons. Gene Ontology annotation, cellular component: plasma membrane. Gene Ontology annotation, biological process: Ras protein signal transduction. The record is from RefSeq and is a predicted model, not a curated record.